This is a messenger RNA of Acipenser ruthenus (sterlet), 4499 nucleotides long. RefSeq lists its product as uncharacterized. The transcript has 4 exons. Gene Ontology annotation, molecular function: protein binding; GTP binding. Lineage: Eukaryota; Metazoa; Chordata; Actinopteri; Acipenseriformes; Acipenseridae. The record is from RefSeq and is a predicted model, not a curated record. Bases 312 to 4499 code for a protein of 1395 amino acids.
CAAGAGCCCAUUCUGAAACCUUUUUAUUGAACUCUGUGAGAUCAAAGGUUCAGCUUUGCAUUGCUUUUGUUACUUGUGGGUUUUGUGUGUUUUGUUAUUAAUCUUUGCUCCUCUUUAACUAGUGAUUUACAUGGCAAGAUAACUGGGAGGAGUUUCUCAUAGCAGCAGUGACUCAGAAUAUUAGAAACGAAACUUACAGCUGCAGGAGAAUGAAACAGAAAAAUUCUCUCUGACUUUUACACUUACCAGAGACACGCCGAGGAGAUUUUAGCACAGCGAUAAACAGAAUCAGAAUCCACGUUUCCACAGAUAUGUGGCACAUCCCUAAAAGCUGCAAAAUGGCAGCCAAACAAAAUACUUGUCUAGAGCUGCCAACUCUUGGAAGAUCUUUCCAGCUGGGAGUGCUUUACGACUGUCGCCCUGACGCCAUUAUUCCAGGGACCACACUAUGGGAUUCAGAAGCCUUGAAGAACAAUGCUGACCUUCAGCCUCAGCCUGGUACUGAUACCCAGCUGAUCACAGCAGACUCCCCUGAGGACAAAGCUGCAGCUUUGAGCAUUGCACUGCCAUUGAAGGCAAGCGUUUUAAGUGGGCUUGUUGAUUUAAAAGGGUCAGCAGAAUACUUGACUUAUAAAAGCAAAUCUAGAGAAUGUGUCAGAGUUACUCUGUUACAUAGAACAUCAGUUCAAUUUGAGGAACUGAACAUGGCUAACAUGGGGCAGCACAGUAUCUCCUACCCAGAAGUAUUUGACAAAGGCACAGCAACACAUGUCGUUACUGCAGUGCUGCAUGGAGCGCAGGUGUUUCUUGUGUUUGAUUGCAAAGUCCUUCCUUCUGAGAACAAGGACGACAUCCGCAGAAAACUGAAGUUACUGAUCAAAAACAAACUAAUAGAUAAAGGGAACGGUGACCUAAAAGAGGAAGAAACAUUAAAUAUUUCUGAAAUCAACUGCACCUUUCAUGGAGAUUUUCCACUUCCAAAGAAUCCUGUGACCUUUCAAGAAGCCAUUGACAUAUAUUCCACUCUACCAAACUUACUGGGUGAAAAUGGAGAGAAUGCUGUGCCAGUGAAAGUGUGGCUUCACCCCUUGAACGAUAUAGACUCCAGGGCUGCCCAGCUUGUUCAUGAAAUACGUGGAGAUCUAGUUGAUUCUUUACAGGCUGUUCUGGAAGAGCUGGAUGAAUUUGAAAUGCUGUGCACUGACAUGAUGAAAGAUGAAGUUACACUGAAGUUCUCUGUGUUUAAUAAAAAGUUGCAGCAAUUCAAAGAGUUCUGCUUAGAGUACAAAUUGUGUUUCCAGAAACAUUUAUCAAGAAUGAUUCCAUUGAUCCGUAGAGGUGAAGAGACAGAAGACGUGAUUGUGGACAUCCUGAAAACCAGAGAACAGUCACCAUUCAGCAAGAGUGCACUGAAGGCAUGGCUGGAUGACAAAGAUAAAGAGAUGGCAGUCGUACAAUCUUACGUCAGAAUGCUAAACAAUCUGAAAAUGAUGUCAUCAGAAAAGAAGCUAAUUGAAGAGGUUUUAGAUCCAGUUGCAGAACACGUUGUAUGCUUCAUGUUUACCUCAUUGCAAAAUGAAGAAACCUAUCUGUCAGACCUGUCAAACUACCUGCAGUCCCAAAACAAUGAGAACCUACCAGGGCAGGUAGUCGCUCCCUAUGAUUAUGAAAAGCAAGUAGGACAGCAGUGGUUCAAAUUGCCAGCAGUUUCCAAAAGGAUGCGGAGCUACGCCAGGCUUUUCUUGGAAUUCUCAAAAGCCAACGCGGCUUCAGAGCACAUUAAAUUCAUUGUAGCUUCCAAAGAAGAUACAGAUUAUGAAGGAGCAUCAAUUUACCUGUAUGACGAAGGUUAUUUGGAGAACACAAACUUUGAACCUCUAUCAAAGCCUGACCCUCCACAGAUUCUUAACAAUACACACAACAGUGUUACACUGAAGUUAAUGCCACCAUGUCACGGUGUUGCUGAAGUAGAAAAGUACAAGGUAGAGUAUAGAGAUGUGGAAAAAGAAAUCUGGGCAUUGGUAGAAACCCCAGACAAAGCUGAACCAUUUACUGUGAACGGGUUACUUCCCAACACACAGUACCAAUUCAGAUAUUCAGCAGUAUGUAAAGCAGGAGUCAGUGCAUCUAGUGAGAUAAGUGCCAAUGUGACCACACAUCCCACAAGCCAGUCUGAUAGUGUAACAGGCUCCACAGAACCAGAUCCACCAAGCAAGAAAGAGUGUGCUGUGGUUAGAGAUAGGACUGGACAAGGUCCAUACUCUACGGAAAAUAUAGACACAUCGCAAAACACCAACAGGAAUAAACAGAACAAAGGCAUGGGAGCGAGAUCAGAAACUAACCAGUACCAAGGUAGUGUUCAUACCUCACAGUAUGAAAGAGAUCCCAAACACAGGAAAGAGAGAUAUGACACGUCUCAAAGGGGAGGCUUAACUGACAGGAAGCCAAGAAGACUUGCUGAACAUGUUCGUAAUAAAAUGAGCAGAAAAAGUAAAGUGAAUUCAAACACAAAACUUUCCUUGUUCAAUAUGAGUCUGUGGGAAGAGAAGCUAGACAAGGAUGGAUACUGCAGAAGACAUACAUUUGGAAAAGCAAGCCAAAAACAUAACAAGACGAUUAUGCUAAUUGGAGCCACUGGGGCAGGUAAAACUACACUCAUCAACGGGAUGAUCAACUACAUCCUGGGAGUAGAAUGGGAGGAUAACUUUCGAUUUGUGUUAAUUGACGAAGGGAAGCAGAAAUCCCAGGCUGAAAGUCAGACAGCAGCGAUCACUGCAUACAAAAUUAAUCAUAUGAAUGGAUUUCAGGUUCCAUAUUCCCUUACUAUUGUAGAUACUCCAGGAUUCGGAGACACAAGAGGAAUAAAACACGACCAAAGAAUCACUGAGUUGGUCCGUGACUUUUUUUCUCAACCUGGAGGUAUUGACCAGAUUGAUGCCGUCUGCUUCGUAACUCAGUCCUCGCUUGCUCGCCUAACCCACACACAGAAAUAUGUGUUUGACUCCGUUCUUUCCAUAUUUGGGAAAGAUAUUGCCGACAACAUUGUCAUGCUGGUCACCUUUGCAGAUGGACAGAAGCCACCGGUUCUUGAGGCAAUCAAAGUAUCCUGUAUACCUUGUUCAAGAGAUACAGCAGGAGACCCGAUUUACUUCAAAUUUAACAACUCAGCUCUAUUCGUUGACAAUACAGGACCCAGUAAGUCAGCUAGUGAAGAUUUUCAGAGCAAUGACUUUGACAAAAUGUUCUGGAAGAUGGGCUCAGCUAGCUUUUCUAAAUUCUUCAAUUCCCUGGUGAAGAUGGAAACUAAGAGCUUAGUUCUAACACAAGAAGUUCUUCAAGAGCGAAAGCAGCUGGAAGUGGUUGUGGAGGGUUUGCAACCCCAAAUCAAUGCUGGUCUGACAACACUCGAUGAAAUAAAAAAGACUAAGCUUGCUUUGGAACAACAUCAAGCAGAAAUGGAGGCCAAUAAGGACUUUGAGUAUGAAAUUGAAAUAACAAAACCAGUCCAGGUGGAAAAUACAAGUGGCUAUAUAACCAACUGCCAAAACUGUCACUUCACGUGUCAUGAUCAUUGUAUCUAUGCAAAUGACAAAGACAAGGAUAAAUGCUCCGCUAUGGAUAAGACAGGCUACUGCAAAAUUUGUCCUGGCAAAUGUAUCUGGAAUGUUCACUUUAACCAAAAGUACAAAUGGAGCUAUGUCAUCACAAAGGAAAAGAAAACAUACAGUGAGCUGAAAGAACGAUUUGAGGCUGCACAUGGAGAAGUAAUGACUACAGAAAAUAUAUUUCAAAAGCUUGAAAAUGAGUUUGCUGCAGUUCAGGAGAUAGUGUACGGUCUUAUUGGUGAAUCACACCGAUGCCUUGGAAGACUGAAAGAAAUCGCUCUGAGGCCAAAUCCACUCUCCACUCCAAAUUACAUUGACCUAAUGAUCGAGUCAGAGAAACAGGAAGCCAAGCCUGGCUUUCAGAAUCGCAUCCAUGUAUUGAUGGAAGUCAGAAAGCGGGCAGAGAUAAUGGAAAAGGUUUUCAGAGGAGAGGUCCUACCAGAAGAGUGGCAGCAGUAUUCAGUUCCACAGAAACAAAAAGGAAAAGGAGUAUUUGGUACAAUUAAAGACUGGUUGUGUUCAGCUGUUGGCCAUGCAUUGAGUUCUCAGUCACAACCGGCACAUUCAGAGAUGAACCAGGUCACCCACAGUGAGAGGGGUAAUCCUCGUGGGGGUUACAAUAUGCAGAGAGGAGGGAGGGAUAGUCCUCGCGGGGCUUACAAUAUGCACAGAGGAGGGAGGGAUAGUCCUCGCGGGGCUUACAAUAUGCAGAGAGGAGGGAGGGAUAGUCCUCGUGGGGCUUACAGUAUGCAGAGAGGAGGGAUGGAUAGUCCUCGCGGGGCUUACAAUAUACACAGAGGUGGGGAGGAUAGCCCUUGUGGUGGGAGCAAUUAUCAAGGUACAGAACAUGGAAGAGGAAGAGGAAGGGAAGAGGAAGCUGGCUUGGUCGUCUGA